UGCAUUUUAAAAAUGCAUGCUCUGUAAUGUCAAUGGCAAAAUUUAAGGUUACACUGAUGCAACAUCAGAAACGCUUUACUUCUGCAAACAGUAGGCUACUGUUGGCUACAUCUGUGUCAUGGUGUAUAGAGCAGACUCAGAGCAGCCUUAACUCAGCAGUAUAGAGACGCCUUUUAAAUGAUGCUCAGAGCACAUCCUCCUCCUCCUCCUCAUCCCCAGUGCUGAUCUCUGGGCAGAAGGAGGUGUGUUCUCAUCACAGCGCUGGAAACCCCCCAUUAGUCACAUAAAAGCGACCCGAACGCCAGUUCCACAUCAUAUUAGAGCUCGAUCCUGAGCCGAACGAGGACUUUAAACUAUGUAGGCACGGUGGACAGGGUUUAAAUGGGCAAUCUGAUGGGCAUCUGGAGAUAUAAGGAGCCAAGCACAGUGGAAGAAUGCGACUCGACGUGGGAAACGGACUCGGAGAGCGACGAGCAUCAGCCGGGAGGAGAGGAGGAGGACAGCGGCAUCUCCGAAUCCAUGAGCCCGGCGGAUGCAGUCAGAGGAGCCGAGCAGCUGGAUCACGGAUCACCGCAGUUUGGUGACAUGAUGGAGUCCUCUACUAGGGUGAAAAGGAACUUUUACGCCGCAAAGGACUUGUACAAAUAUCGACACAGUUAUCCGAACUACAAGGAGCCUCGUCAGCCGAAUGAAUACCUCAAUCUGAGGUUUUAUCUGAAUAAGAUCCCCCUGGUGCCGGAUGGUAUUUAUAUUGAAGAAAUUCUCACUAAAUGGAGGGGCGACUAUGAAAAAUUAGAGCACAAUCACACAUACAUUCAGUGGCUCUUCCCACUCAGAGAACAAGGCCUAAAUUUUUAUGCUCAAGAACUCACUCAGGAUGAGAUAAAGGAAUUCCAAAGCACUCGAGAAGCCAAGAGACGCUUCCUCCUAGCAUAUACGAUCAUGUUGGAUUUCUUUGGAAUCAAGCUCAUGGAUAAAAACGGGAAUGUGGCUCGGGCCCCAAACUGGCAAGAUCGCUUCCAGCACCUGAAUGAGUCGCAGCACAAUUACCUGCGUAUUACUCGCAUUCUGAAGAGCCUUGGUGAACUGGGCUUUGAAAGCUUCAAGCUGCCUCUGGUGCAUCUGUUGCUGGAGGAGGCGCUGGUGGAGGGCACUUUACCCAACAUGCGUCACAGCGCACUGGAAUACUUUGUCUACACACUGCGCCAGCAUGCUCAGAGACGUGCCCUGCUCCGCUUCGCCCAGCGCCAUUACCAACCGCCCGAGAACUUCAUCUGGGGGCCACCCAAGAAGAAGCGCAUUCCAGCCACUGGAUCCACAGGGAUGAAGGCAGGAAAAAAUGAGGUGGUGGAGAGGAGUGUGGCCAAAGCCAGGUCACCUAGGGAGGGCAGAAAUAACUUAGAGAGAGAGGCAGACAACAUGGAUGAGAGGAAGAGUGGGGAGUGGAAAACAGCAAAGGGGCCCAUGGUCCUGCAGGAGGUUAGGGGAAAGGUAGAUCUAGAAGAAUACAUUGAGACCAUUCCUCUGUAAGAAUAUAAAGAGAGGGAUUCUGGGAAUUCUCAAGUAGCUUAAGCGGAGUUUAAAGUUAAGUAAAAGAAUGGCACAGCAAUAUUAUUCCAUACUUUUGCCUUGUAGAGACUUGCUUUGUGAACAACUUGACUGUUGGCCAUUUUGAUUAUUAUUAUUAUUUUAUUGUAUUAUUAAUAUGAGGUGUUUUUCUUAACUCUGAAUACUUUUCAAAGUGUUAGCGGAUGAAUUUCUCUAUUGUAACUCUUACUUGGAGCCCUCUGGAGAGUUCUUCGCACAUGUAUAAGUGUAUGUAUAAGUGCUACCUGAGCACUCUGUUCAUGUGAAAUUUUGCACUUUUUGACUAUUCAGUCUUCCCCUGUGAGAGAAUAUUAUCUUAGUCUACCGGCUUUAAGAUGAGGCUUUAUUUGCUAAUCAUAAGCCUGUCUCUCCGAAAGACGUGUGUUCUUUUGCCUGUUCAGAGCUCGCUGAUGUUUCUUACAAUGGAUACUCGUAGCUCACUGUAACAGAUUAUAAUAAUGUGAAGUAAGUGUGAAUAUGCUUGCAGGAAUUUUCAGGUAAUUGAUCUUCCAUGUUUCUAUGUGUACGUGUUAGACUUUAAUCCACUUUUCUCGAAUAUGUCUUGCAAUAUAAAGUGCCUCUUCUUUCGUUUCUUAAAGCAUACAUGAAGUGCUUUAGGCUAUUAUUUCGAGUCGGAAGUCGCGCAGUAAGCCAUUUGUGGAAAAAACGCAAUUCUAAGCAAAACAAACUUGAAUUUAGAUUUUGUGUUUUAUGUUACUUUUUGAUAAAUCAAAGGUUUAGCUCUUAUUUUUAAAUGAGAAUUGAAACGGUAAAUGCCAUUUUGAGGCUAUUAAAUGUGGCGUGACAGAUCGCUUGUAACCGGCAUUUCAAACGGCACAAUUUACCGUUUAUUACAGUAGGCUAGUUAAAGCACACCAAAAGGUAUAUUGAAAGUGUAUUCAUGUUGAAAGUUUUAUAUAAUCGGCGAAGAAGUUUUUCAAAGGCGAAGACAUUGGUAAAACAGCUUUUGAACACAUUCACCUUUGGAGUCUGCUCAUUAGUUGGAAAAGAAGUAGGCCUAAAUAAUAAUAGUUGAAUAUAUGCACAAUAUUAUAAAUUAACAUUAAUUUUUUUCAGGCUGUUAUUUAUUUAAUAAGAUGCUUAAAAAAAAAAACAUGUUUGACAGCCUAUAUGUUAGACCUAUAUCUCGAGAACUGUUUGAACGGUAAUGGUGAUAACAUCAGAAAUCAGAGACUUUGCUUUUUCAGUCAGUGUAUAUAACUCAAAAUGACUCGGAGUGAUGAAGCAAUUCAAAUAUGUAUGUGUGAGUGUGUAUGCUGCCUUUCUCUUAUCAUACUUAGCCUACAGUGUUUAAGUGUGGACAGUCAGGGCUAUUGAUGGUCAUUAUUCACAAAGAAUACAACUAAAUGAGUGUUUUCAUUAGCAAAUAUUAAUUAAUGAGGUUCACACAUGUUAUGAGUGUUUGUUCCACACUGCUAUUUCAGAGUGUACCCAGAGGGCUAGACAUUACCUCCACGUCACGUGUGUGUGUGUGUGUGUGUGUGUGUGAAUGUUACAAGGUUCUGCCUUUCUAGUUUCUAAUGGCACACAAACAGAGAAAGUUUUCAGGAAAUACUAAAUCCCCUUGUCUUGUAAUAGUGACUAAAGUC
Messenger RNA from Carassius carassius (crucian carp), 3197 nucleotides. It is a transcript of the gene ogfrl1, whose product is annotated as opioid growth factor receptor-like 1. The transcript has 7 exons. The record is from RefSeq and is a predicted model, not a curated record. NCBI's taxonomy places the organism in Eukaryota, Metazoa, Chordata, Actinopteri, Cypriniformes, Cyprinidae. Gene Ontology annotation, molecular function: opioid growth factor receptor activity. Gene Ontology annotation, cellular component: membrane. Bases 382 to 1530 code for a protein of 382 amino acids.